AUGUCUCCUUCAUUGGAAACUAGUGAUGUUGAACUUGAAGCCAAGCUCCAUAAACAAGGAGGAACGAAUCAAGUUCAAGAUGUUGAAGAUGGCAUUCUUUUUGCCAUGAACACUAUGACUUCAAUCGUGUUUCCAAUGGCGGUUAGAACUGCGGUUGAGCUAGGAAUCUUUGACAUCAUGGCCAAAGCUGGUGAGGGUGUGAAGCUCUCAGCAGAAGAGAUUGCAAUCCAACUUGGGCCAAAGAACCCAGAAGCACCCACAAUGUUGGAUCGUCUUCUAAGGUUGUUGGCAAGCAACUCCAUGAUAUCUUGUUCUCUUGCUGAUGAUGAUGAUCAACAUGGCCUUGUGUCUCCCAAGAGGCUCUAUAGUCUCACCAAUGCGUCCAAGUUUUUUAUCACUGAUGCUGAUGGUGUGUCAUUUGGAGCCACAUUGAACUUGCUUCUCGACAAUGUCUUCUUGGGAAGCUGGACGGAACUAAAAGGAGCCAUCUUGGAAGGGGGUAUACCAUUCAACAGGGUCUAUGGCAUGGAUGCAUUUGAGUAUCCAGCUAAGGAUCCCAGGUUCAAUGAUGUUUUCAACAAAGCGAUGUUCAACUUUACUACUAUAGUCAUGAAGAGGGUUCUUGAGUUCUACGAAGGUUUUGAGAACAUUAAUAGGCUAGUGGAUGUUGGUGGUGGUCUUGGGAUCAAUCUCAAGCUCAUCACUUCCAAAUAUCCUCAUGUUCAGGGCACUAAUUUUGACUUGCCUCAUGUCAUAGAAAAUGCCCCUGCCUAUCCCGGCGUAGAACAUGUGGGUGGGGACAUGUUUGAGAGUGUUCCUAAUGGAGAUGCCAUUUUUAUGAAGUGGAUACUCCACGAUUGGAGUGAUGAACACUGCUUGCAGUUGUUGAAGAAUUGCCAUAAAGCUAUUCCUAAUGAUGGAAAAGUGAUUGUCGUGGACUCAAUUCUUCCCGUUUUGCCUGAGGGUACACCUGUUGCAAAGAAUGGUUUUCAAGCUGAUCUAUUAAUGAUGACUCAAAACCCAGGAGGAAAAGAGCGAACCCAAAAUGAAUUCAUGGAAUUGGCACUAGGAUCUGGAUUCAGUGGCAUCAAAUUCGUGUGUUGUGUCUCUGGCUCCUGGGUUAUGGAGUUUUACAAAUAG
Abrus precatorius (Indian licorice) is the source of this 1140-nucleotide messenger RNA. RefSeq names its product anthranilate N-methyltransferase-like. The record is from RefSeq and is a predicted model, not a curated record. The transcript has 4 exons. Gene Ontology annotation, biological process: methylation. The coding region runs from base 1 to 1140 and encodes 379 amino acids. Gene Ontology annotation, molecular function: O-methyltransferase activity; S-adenosylmethionine-dependent methyltransferase activity; protein dimerization activity. NCBI's taxonomy places the organism in Eukaryota, Viridiplantae, Streptophyta, Magnoliopsida, Fabales, Fabaceae.